GAACUGGGGGAAGGAACAUCCCCAAUGUCAUAGGCGCUUGGCUCUUCAACGUACUGUCGGCACACGAACCGUCAAUUACUGAUAUUUACUAUUCAGAAACACCGCCUGGAGUCGUCAUAUGCGGAUUGACGUCAAGCGGGACGCAGCUUCACUCGGUCAGCAGGUAUCAUGAACUCCCUCCCAGGAAAAGCCGCUCUGCACCUGUGCAGACGCUCAGUGGCGGCAGGUGGGAUGCGGGUGGUCUUCACCGGCUCCCCAGCUGCCGGUCCUGCGGCGUCCCUGCAGGCUGUGCGGGUGUGUCACUCCGGCGCAGCUCGGAAGGGGAGUGUGAACACCAAGAAAAGGGGCUACGACAUCACUAGAAACCCCCACCUAAACAAGGGAAUGGCGUUCACCCUGGAAGAGCGCUUGCAGCUGGGCAUCCACGGCCUGUUGCCCCCCUGUUUCCUCUCCCAGGAUGUCCAAGUGCUGCGAGUCAUGAAGAGCUACGAAACACGCUCCAAUCCUCUAGACAAGUACAUCCUCCUGAUGACUCUACAGGACAGAAACGAGAAGUUGUUCUACCGUGUGCUGACUUCUGAUAUAGAGGAGUUCAUGCCCAUCGUGUACACGCCCACCGUGGGUCUGGCCUGUCAGCAGUACGGCCUGGCGUUCCGCAGGCCGCGAGGACUCUUCAUCACCAUCCAUGACCGAGGUCAUAUUGCCACCAUGCUCAACGCCUGGCCCCGGGACGAUAUAAAGGCAAUAGUGGUCACCGAUGGUGAGCGCAUCCUGGGCUUGGGGGAUCUGGGCAGCUAUGGCAUGGGCAUCCCGGUUGGAAAGCUGGCACUCUACACAGCCUGUGGUGGAGUUCACCCGCAGCAGUGCCUCCCUGUGCUGCUGGAUGUGGGCACUGAUAACCAAACGCUGCUGGACGAUCCCUUGUACAUCGGGCUGAAGCACAAAAGAAUAAGAGGGAAGGAGUAUGACGAUCUGAUCGAUGAGUUCAUGCAGGCUGUGACAGACAGGUACGGCAUGAACUGCCUGAUUCAGUUCGAAGACUUUGCCAACAGCAACGCCUUCCGCAUCCUCAACAAGUACAGGAACCGAUACUGUACCUUCAACGACGACAUCCAAGGCACGGCCUCCGUCGCAGUCGCUGGGCUGUUAGCUGCCCUGAAGAUCACCAAGAACACACUGCGGGAUCACACCUUUGUUUUCCAGGGAGCUGGCGAGGCUGCGCUGGGAAUCGCUCACCUGUUGAUGAUGGCCAUGGCAAAGGAAGGAUUGUCGAGAGAAGAGGCUGCCAAGAAGAUCUGGAUGGUGGAUUCCCGAGGACUCAUAGUGAAGGGACGAGGAAACCUGAACCAUGAGAAGGAGGAGUUUGCUCAUGAGCACCCGCAUAUAAAAACUCUGGAGGAGGUGGUUCAGGUCAUCAAACCCACCGCGAUCAUCGGAGUGGCUGCUAUCGGAGGAGCCUUCACUGAGAAGAUCAUCCAGGACAUGGCUUCCUUCAACGAGAGGCCCAUCAUCUUCGCCCUCAGUAACCCCACCAGCAAGGCGGAGUGCACCGCCGAGCAGUGCUACCAGCUGACCCAGGGUCGUGGUAUAUUUGCCUGUGGAAGCCCCUUCGACAAGGUGACUCUGGCAGACGGCCGCACCUUCUAUCCCGGUCAGGGUAACAACGCCUACGUCUUCCCUGGAGUGGCCCUGGGAGUGAUCGCCUGCGGAGUCCGACACAUAUCGGAUGAUGUCUUCCUCACCACGGCUGAGGCGAUAGCUGACAUGGUUACGGAGGAAAACCUGGCGGAGGGAAGACUGUAUCCUCCACUCAACACCAUCAGAGAAGUGUCCUUCAAGAUCGCCGUGAAGCUGGUCAAGUACGCCUACCAACACAACAUCGCCUCUGUGUACCCGGAACCCAAAGACAAGGAGGCCUUUGUCUUGUCUCACAUCUACAGCCCCGACUAUGACUCCUUCACCCUGGACACGUAUAGCUGGCCGCAGGACGCCAUGAACGUCCAGGGUGUCUGAGCAACGUCUGCCUCAUGAAAAAGAAACGUGUGCAAUGUCCCCCCUCAAGCUUGCUAUUUAUCGAAUCGGUGGGUCCAGCUCCAACCACGACCCUAAAACGAUGCACUGAUAUUUUCCCACAGAAAACAAAACAGGAACAUCAAUGAAGUGUGAGGCCCAUCUGGAGACCGUCAAACCAUAUUUUGUUGUGUUUGAUAUUGUACUGUCCUGUACACUAUAUUAUUAGUGGAACACUCCCCGAUAUCGCUCACUACUGAAUGUUGGUUCAGGAGGGAAGCGUGCGCUGACGUCAUACCUUUUGUGUGUAUCUUUGUGUGUUUUUGAAGCUCUUUGCCUUUCAGUUGUGAUCAGCCAAAGUUUUUAUCUAGCAGACCACAAAGCUCCAGUGCAGCAAAUCACGCUUUUUGAAGGGAACAUGUCACUUUUUAAUAAAAUUUGUA
Molecule: messenger RNA, 2453 nt
Organism: Synchiropus splendidus (mandarinfish)
Lineage: Eukaryota; Metazoa; Chordata; Actinopteri; Syngnathiformes; Callionymidae
Gene: me3
Product: malic enzyme 3, NADP(+)-dependent, mitochondrial
Exons: 15
Coding region: 169-2013 (614 amino acids)
Biological process (GO): malate metabolic process; pyruvate metabolic process
Cellular component (GO): mitochondrion
Molecular function (GO): NAD binding; malate dehydrogenase (decarboxylating) (NAD+) activity; malate dehydrogenase (decarboxylating) (NADP+) activity
Source: RefSeq, a predicted model, not a curated record